AAACUUCAAGGUCAGUGCUUGGGAGACAUUAUGGCGCACACUGUAUUUUCAUACAAAAGUAAUAAACUAUUUGUGUUUAAUAAGUGUUAGGGAGCAGUGACACGCAAUGACAGUGAGAAAUUUAGUUAUGUACCCGUGACAUGGAGUUCAGAUGUUGCUCUGAUGUAAUUUUUUUUGUACGCUUUGCUGUUUAUUAACAAGGAGAACAGUCUGACAAACAAGAACUUGUUGGUUUGACAAUUGUUGGAUUCAGACCAGAUCUCGUCAAAUGAUUGAAAUUAACUGGUCUAGAACAUGCCCUAUGCUUUUAAAAUGUUAGGAAGGUAAAAUCGGAAAUACGAGCGGUUGUCAUAAGUGUCAAAAAUUUUGAGACCCGUCGUGUUUGAUAACUACUUCACACCUGUAUGUUGACAUAUAUGUUAGUCAGGGUACUGGCAAUUUGUGCGUAACUCAUGUGGAAAUACUUUUUAAAAAAUCAUCUUGUGCAGUGAGAGAAAUACAUGACUGCACACUAUUCAUUCUCUAUAAUGUGUGUGUUAUGAAAGAUUUAAUUUCAGAUUCGGCAAUAAUAUUCGUCUGACAUUUUGUCUGUCCAUAUUUUAAUCCCAGCAAUACCAACAAUAGCGUACUUAACGGCCACCUUUUGAUGAUGUAGUAAUGUAGUCGUGCACUUCAUAUUGUAAAUUUUUGAAAAAUGUCUUUCAUGAAUUCUUUGUUUCCACAACUGUUUUAAGUUUUUCGGUUGCACAUAACGCAAAAAUUUAAGAUAGUUCUACUGUUGGUUGUGACGUUUCGCAAUGAAUGUAAUAUUCAUAUUUUCAGUUUUAUUAAAUGUGCGCACAAACAUCUUUCCUUAAAAGUAUGCUCAGAAUAAAAGUGAAUUACAACACAUUUUUUGUGGUCAUGAAGUACACUCUGCCCCCUUUUGCAGUAAGUUACGAACACUGUGUUGUUAUUGAUAGGGUUAGCCACUCCUUACCUGUCAUGUCUCCAUAAGUUAAGACAUUCAUGCUUGUUCAGCAGUUGGUCUGAGAGCAAGUGCAGCAGUGAAAAAUAUCGAAUACCUGAAACGAAUUUGCACCUAUUAACAGAAUGUUGGAAGCAUACUCCUAGUUUGGCACACAGCUGAAGUGCAUAUCCAUUUGAUCAAGUCUACUUCACACAUCUGUACAUGUUCAUAAGGACUACAACAAAUAACUGACCACCAUGGGUUCUACAGAUUCAGAACGCUCUAUUUCUUCUGGCAUUUCUAUUCCACAGUGGAUGAAAUCAAAGAUUGGUGAUAGGUACGACAUAGAGGAAACUUUUUCACCACCUACACACGAUGACACAUUCUUUUACAUACGUUAUCCAAAAUCAAAGCCUGUAGCUCAACCAGAGAAUGACAGUUAUCGUCCAAUCAGUGAAGUUUUGGAAGAGAAGCCUUUGAAACAGAGAGAUUUCUCAAAACACACACAGCCUUGCAAAGAAUUCAUUCCUGAAGCAAAUGGAAAAGAAAAUACUUCCUCAUUAGUAGGAGGUGCAACGCAGAUGCAGUCAAGAGUCAACAAAUCACAGGGAACAGACGAUGGAUAUGUGGGAGAAGCUGCUGCAUGUGGCAAAUCAGUCGUGCAAGUUGCGCAGCAAAUGAUUGCAGGUAACAGGUUGACAUUGCGAGGAGCUGAACAAGCCAUGCCGCCAAAAGAACGUCACAGGCGCAACAGCAAAUCUCUCCCAACAAGCCCGCUUGGCUCACCAAGUGUAUCCCCUAAACUGCAGAGAAAGAAACAGGGGGAACCACAGAACAGGUACUUCACAGGUGUAUUUGGAGUCCCUACCCAAUACCCUGGAAGCUGGAUUUUAUCUGGAGUUUUGGGACAGAGAGAUAUUGCUGCACAUCAAACAAAUAUUCAGGAGACAGCAUCUCAGAGAUCAUCAUUAGAUGAUGGAAAACAAAGUGAUGUACGCAGGAAUAAAUCUUCUUCAUCACUUGUUCGAACAGCUACGGAAGGUUCUAGAGAUGAAGACCAGAGCUCAUCUGAUGGUGAGAGCUCACCAGGUCUUGUCAAGAAGGAAAUGUUUUUCCGUGCAAAACCAUCUGAGUUCAGAGAGAUGAAUUUCUUGUCUCCCACAUCUAUGUGAAAACACGAAGUCUGUUACCAUAAAGUAUUUUAGCUAUUAGUACGUGUGAAGAUAUUGUUCUGAUAUUUGACAUUGAAUAUUAUUUCUGUUCAGAAGUCUUUAUUUUGUGCCUUCUUUGUUUUUUUGUGUAAAAAAAAAAGUAAAUAUGAUGAUGCUGUGUGUGUGUUUCAGAAGUUUCUUUGUUGACGUUAAAAUAGUUAUGACAUGCCAUGUUGGCUCUGUGUGUUUCUGGUUUAAAACAAUACAUAUAAUCUAUAAAGCAAAUGUACUCAUAUUGGAUCUGUCCUUUAAUAAGUAAUUCCUUGGUGCUCAGUUAUUUGUUAGAAUCCAUAUUUUCAUUACUUUUUAGCAUUGCUUCUGGUAGCACUUCCUGCAUAAGUUAGUUGGCAUACUUUGUUUAAUAGUUAUGUAGUAUAGUGUAGUUAUCUCACUCAUACUGCACUGAAGAUUUUUAUGAAACACAGUACAAAUUUUAGAUGGUUAGUCAUUUUGCACAUGGUAUUUUGAAGUUGUUUGUGUAAUGUUGAAAAUUGUCUACAAAAGUAAACAUCAUUCCUCUAACAUUCAAUUUGGUUGUCUAAAUUUCGGUACUGUUAUUGCUGACUAUCAGUUGAUCAAUAAUAAUUUGUUUUGCUCAAGACCUGCCAUCCACUUUGUUAGGGAAAACUGAUCUGUGUUGAUACCAAUACGUGAAAUAUGGGGUUUUGAGUUCUAUGUUAACCUAGAAAUGAGCAGGGUAACUAGCAAAAAAAAGUCUGAGAACAGACCAGAAUACAUGGACAUCUUUUGUGUAAAGAUUUUGUAAGGUGGUAUCUUUUGUUUUGGCAUAACUGUUGAACUUCAGUGACUUGUCAACCUGCUCAUGUGUGAAGCUUUCUUCUUUUUUCUACAAAAUUUGCCUCCUAGUAACCUGUCUAAUUUGCAUUGUACCUUGGCCUCCUAUUCCCAUAAGUGUUUCAUUGUAAUUUUCUUUCUUGCCUUUCUGUUCUUGCCUUGUCAACAGAUUAUUUGUUUUACAAAGUAUAAAAAAUGCCUGGUGAAUUUCUUUAUAAGCUAUAUUGGCAAAAUACCAAAACAUUUAUGACAGGUUUUAACAAGAAAUACAGGCAAAUUUUUAAAGAACUCUGAUGUUAAAUUAUUUCAAUGAAUGAGAUUAAAAUGAUGGCACAAGCUACACUUUUUAUAAUAAACACCGGGAUCGGUUUUGGCCCCCCCCCAAGGCUAAUAUCCAGUGGUUAUUUUAUACUCGGAGCCAUCAACAUGCAGUUUCAGUCCUGGAUCUUCCUUUAUAUGAAGACAAGAUUUUUCAGUCUCUAAUGGGUCUUCAAGAAACUGUCAGUUCACACCUUCCAAUUCUUCUUUUACAUUUACAUUGGAUAGAUAAAACAGGGCCACUGAGGUGCUUUACCGGAUUCCUCUUCUUUCAUUCAGAUAGUUCUCUUUUAGUCCAUGGCUGUCAAUCUCCACUUUUGGAGAAUUUCUGCAAAAACAAGAUGGUUUUUGUGGAAAUUUAUGUACUACUUUCUCCAUGGGUGUAGAACGGCAGCUGUGGAUCACAAGAAAACAAUAUGAAUUAAAAAAGAUGGGUUGAUUUGAGGUAUCAGGAAGCUCCCUGGUCCUUGUUUAGCCACCCAGUGUAAUUAUUAAAGAACUGGAGGAGGGGGUGAAUAAAGAGUUUCCUUAAGAUUCAUUAAAGAGUGACCAGCCUAGUCUUAAAAUAAAGCCAGUUCCAGAACUGAAACUGCAUGUGGAUGGCUGAGCAUAAUGUAGCAACGGGACAAUGAUUUUGGCUGCAACCAAUCCCAGUACUUAAAACAAAAAUAAAUUACAACCUGUAACAUCAUUUUAUUCCAAAUUGGUACUACAGCUCCAGAACCUGAAUCAUCAUGCUCAAAAUGCUUGUCGAGAAACAUUUCACUGAAGUUUUACAUUAGGUGUUUGCCCUACCCUUUGCUAUAAUAUUGCGCAAAAAUAAAAAAAAAUUCUCAGUACUGUUUUUCCUUAUGUGAUUAAAGUCCAGUAACAAAAUACUCAAAAAAACAAUGCUCAUGACAUUGUAUUGCUGAUUUGUAUUUUCUCUUGAGUUUGGCAUAGGUUUUUUAAUCACAAAGAUCAUGUGUAUUGUUGUUACUUGGUUCAGUAAUGUGAUGUGCAGUGUAUUCAUACUUUAAUAUUUUCUCCUGAGUGAUUUAUAACAUGGAAAAAAAUAAUGAGAAUACUCUGUGCAGUAGACUGAUUUUUCACAAUAGGUGUCAUGGACCAAGAAUGUCAAUUAAAAGUGAUAUAUUUUAACUGCAUUUCUUACAGUGCAGAAACAUUGUAAUAGUUGAUGUAUUUGGUGCAACAAAUUCUUAAUAAAAGUUAUGAGCUAAAUUUCUACUGUGAAA
Molecule: messenger RNA, 4508 nt
Organism: Schistocerca gregaria
Lineage: Eukaryota; Metazoa; Arthropoda; Insecta; Orthoptera; Acrididae
Exons: 5
Coding region: 1207-2121 (304 amino acids)
Source: RefSeq, a predicted model, not a curated record